Staurois parvus is the source of this 471-nucleotide messenger RNA. The record is from the annotation of a GenBank genome assembly. Lineage: Eukaryota; Metazoa; Chordata; Amphibia; Anura; Ranidae.
GUCAUCUCCUGUACUGUCCGCAGUCUCUGGUCUCCCUGUGCUGUCCGCAGUCUCUGGUCAUCCCUGUGCUGUCCGCAGUCUCUGGUCAUCCCUGUGCUGUCCGCAGUCUCUGGUCAUCCCUGUGCUGUCCGCAGUCUCUGGUCAUCCCUGUGCUGUCCGCAGUCUCUGGUCAUCCCUGUGCUGUCCGCAGUCUCUGGUCAUCCCUGUGCUGUCCGCAGUCUCUGGUCAUCUCCUGUACUAUGUCCGCAGCCUCGGUCAUGUCCUGUACUAGGUCCGCAGCCUCUGGUCAUGUCCUGUACUAGGUCCGCAGCCUCUGGUCAUGUCCGCAGCCUGUACUAGGUCCGCAGCCUCUGGUCAUGUCCUGUACUAGGUCCGCAGCCUCUGGUCAUGUCCUGUACUGUGUCCUGCCUCUGGUCAUGUCCUGUACUGUGUCCGCAGCCUCUGGUCAUGUCACUGUCCGCAGCCUCUGGU